This is a messenger RNA of Westerdykella ornata, 2526 nucleotides long. RefSeq lists its product as uncharacterized. The coding region runs from base 1 to 2526 and encodes 841 amino acids. NCBI's taxonomy places the organism in Eukaryota, Fungi, Ascomycota, Dothideomycetes, Pleosporales, Sporormiaceae. The transcript has 2 exons. The record is from RefSeq and is a predicted model, not a curated record.
AUGGCACAAGCACAACCUCUCCCACCAGCGGCGCCCUCUGGGCUUCCGUCUCCGCGCUCCCCAACGUUGUCCUGCGCGGACAUGAUUCUGCCCGAGGCACCUCUGCGCAGUUUCUCCCCAAACCCCUACGCAGAGCGCCCGCCCUCACCGCCGAGCCUGUCCUAUACGUGCAGCAAGCGAGCCUCAAGUACCAUUACCGUGAUAUCUGCUACUCCCCAAGCCCGCCGCGAACCAUCUCCUCAUAUAAGAUCCCCGCCGCUUUCUUCAAGGUCCUCGCGCUCGACCCUGCGAACCAUGGGCAGCGCCGACACCUGCGCAAAGGGGAAAGAUGGCUCCCUGAGAACCGACAACACAAUUGCUUCCUCACCGACCAUUGCGGACGCGAUGUCACGAGAUCCACUGAACGACUGGCGGCAUCAUGAACAAAAGCGGUUGAGCAAUGCAUCGAGCUCCAUGCACAGCGAAGAUCUGGAGGAUAUGACUUGGCCCGCCUUCGACGGCCCCGGCGCUGCUGCUUUUGACGACAGCGGCGUGGUUCUUGAGGAGAAAGGGGAGGAGCGGGACAGGCUGCCUGAGAUUUCCGGCACUGAGGAUGAGAUGGAGAAUGAGGGAUGGCUGGAGGGGCAUAGUGAUGGGGAUGAAGAGGCGUAUUCGUCGGCUGCCUUAAGUCGACGGGCGGAAAUGAUAUUGGCGAAUGCGAAGAAGCGCUUGAAUGUCAUGGAAGGGAAUCUUCGAGGAGCACGACAGUCGCUUGUCAUAUCGCCCACACUCACCAGCAUGAGGGCGGAAUCAGCAUUACCCCAUCAACUGGCAGCGGUACGAGAGAGAGAUAGGAGGCUAUACGCGGGACAGGGCCCUAUACCGCCACGCACAAGACCUUAUUACUCUUCUCCGUUGUCAUCGAACAGCAGUCCGGGCCACUCCAGAGGAAUGAGCGAAACAUCCGUCCCAGUACCUUUCACCCCUGCAUACACAAGCAGACUGGUCAACAAGCGCGCAUCGAGCGCAAUGGGUGCCGCCAGUGGCCCUUGGUCCCCCGAGGGGUUCGGCCAGGGCCGUUUCCCCAUCCGAGAGUCGCGCAGUCUGGAAGCAGUGCGCGAUGCCCGGCAAGCAUGGAGCAAUCACGAAGAACGGGAUGCGUCUUUGCGGUCGUACGACUCCAGAGGUUCACGCUCACCAUCGACGCUCGAGACGUUGCCGGAGGACGUUGACAGCCCGCAGCAGCAGCUUCGGCCUUCGUCUACCACGGGGGAUCUGAAAGCGCAGAUGCAGGAUCUUAAGGGACGCAUUUCCAGUCUCAAGCAGAAGGCCAAGGAGGAUAAUUUGCGGAGGCGGAGUCUGCAGAGCUUGCGAACGCCUAGUCCAUUCACUUGUGCAGAGGCGUGGUAUGCCAGUGGAGACGCAUAUGAAACGGGCGCUUCACCUGUUACGGCAGAUGCCGGAGUGGGCACGAAGACCGAGUCGCCGGUACGGAAGACUUUGUUUGAGGAGGAGGAGCCGCGUGACAAACAUGCGGGUUCAAGCUCCCAACAUGAAGCAUCGCAGUAUGUUGCAGACGGAAAGAGGUCUAUCAAGGAAAGUUCAGGCGACGCUUAUCAGAAGGACUCACCGACCGAGCAUUAUAACGAAGACCUCCAAGACUACGAUGACGAAAACUCCGAAGACGGCCUCGACGACGAAUUCGUCUCUGUGGACGCAGACGUCGAGACUGGCGGCGACAGUGUCUAUGAGGAUGCCGUCUACGAAUUUCCGAUAACUGAACGUCACGAAGACCGAAUAGACGCCUUUGACUACGAGCACUUCUUCCUGCACAGCGCCAUGGGAUCAUACAGUUCUGGAAGGAGCAGCAGAUCCAGCUCUAGCUCGGCCGAUUCCGUGGAGACGACUAGGCCGACAACCGCGCUCUACGAUGGCGACGUGUCAGAGAAGAGGCUGUCAAUGCAUCAACGGAAUGCCAGUGUCGAUUCCGUCUCGACCGUCGCCUCGUUCGCUACCGCCGCAGCGGAACAAUCCGAUGACGAGGGAGAGGACGAAGAAGAAGAAUCCGCGCAGCUGAACCAAUUCUCCCAACGUCUCCUGCCCAGUCAGCAAUCCUUCCUCUCCAACCACACAACCAAAAACGCUCUCGGCCUCGGCAUCACAGCGCCCCGUUCCGACUCAGCCAUCAACGUCCGCAACAAAGCCAGCAGCAGCCCGCACUCCCCCGCCCUCACCACGGCCUCUCAAAUCUCCCGCGGCUCCUCUCCCGGUUCCGACCUAGCCUCCGGCCUGCAGACCUCCAAAAUCUACAACAUCCUGCUCGAAGCGCCCCCGUCGUCAUCCCAAGAGGAGGAGGUACGCCUUGCGCUGAAUGAGGAGGAGAAACAGCUUAUAUACGGCUUGGCGGCGAGCUUUCAGCAGGUGUGUGCGAGGCUGCAGAGUACGGCGGGGGAUCGGUAUGAGCGGAAGGAGUGGAGGAGGAGGUUGGACGAGGCAAGGAGGGUGUUGAGUGGGGAGGAGGUGGAGGACGGAAAGCUCCUUUCGUGA